AGAAACACAUUUCUUAGUGAGUGAUUAGCAGCAUCCGGUUUUGUUCAACUUGGCAGCCCCAGCAACCACCAACUCACAUGGGAACAUGAGCUCAAAGGAUAUUUCACCGCAGCUUCGUCGUGCUCGUAAUGAGUAAAGUUACAUCGGAGCAGCGCAUCCAUCAUACAUAGGAUUUUUAUAGCAGAGAAUGUUUCCAUAGCAAUGGGAAAAGCCGCGCGACGGUCCGUUGCGUCAGAUCCGUCGUCGCCGACCUUAUCCUUUUUGCAACGCUACUCUUCAACCGACCCCGCCGCCGCCACGUCAUCAACUGACGCAAAACGCACAUCCUCGCCCUUCUCGAGUUCACCCUUCUUCUUCAGCAGCAACAGCUCUCCAGCAUCCAGCAGUCCGUACCGAUCGCCACGGUCAUCGUCGGCGGAGGGACAGCCACAGACCACUUCCGGCGAUUCCAGCAGCAGCAGCAGCAGCAGUUCGGACUACUCCGACGAGCAUCCCUUGUUCGAACCCGAGGCCUACACGCCAUCGCCGCCGUUGGGCACCAGGCCGGAGCAGACCACACCGAAAUUCGGACUCAUCAGUUCAACUAGUAGUAGCGAAAGUAGUUCUUUAGACACCAUCAGCUUAGCUAGCAGUAGUUCUACAGCGACAACAACUAGUACUCAAGCUCCGACUGCAACUAGUAGAACACCAUCAACUUCCGUCACCACUCCGACUACUCUUCUAACGACUGCUGCUAGUAUUAGACCUUCUUCUACCACUUCGACUGCCUCAACCACUAUCGCUGCUGUUGCCACACUCAAACCUACGGAAGUCACUCCACCGUCGACUACUGCGAGUCCUGCUAGCACAGGUUCUCCCGGCACCAGUUCCACUCCCUCACUCUCACUGCCCUCGUCUCGUCUCUGCAGCAACCAGACGCAGGCCGACCGGGACCGGGAACGGCUCAGGAUGGAGUUCUACGCGACGUACGACGUGAUGACCGGCGUCCGGAUCGCCGCCACGCUCGGUGGCUUCUUUGGCCUUAUGGUGUUCCUGGUGAUCUACAAGAGCCGCAGCCGGUCCACGACCAAGGCGCUCAAGGAUCCCACGAUAGCGGCAGUGGCCGCGGCCGUCAUCCAGGAAGAGGAGGAACGUGAACUGCAGGAAGCGAUCGAAGCGACGGCCUUUUCCCUCCUCCAAGAGGAACUCCACAUAAACUUCCCGGGCCUGAAACGCGACCGGUUGAUGUCGCUCGGGAACGUGAGUGCGCCGCCGAUGCUGAACCGACCGCACCGAUUCUCGUCGGUUGGUGGCGGCGGGUACAGCAGCCUGUUGAACCCGCCGCCCCGUCGAUACUCGUACGCCAGCAGCCGGGGCCAUCGGAACAGUGUGUCGGUGUCGUCGCGCGUCCUCAGUGCCAUGGGCGAGAGCUUCGGGCAGGACGAUUAUUUUUUAGAGAGCGACGGCGAGGAAGCUGACGACGAGUUCGACCAGUUUACGACGACGGCGGACGUGGGCUACCCGCCGGGGAACUUUCUGGCUGUGCCGGGACGGGGGACGGAGUCCCGCCGCAGCAGCGCGAUGACCUGCUGCAGCACGGAGAGUUCCUUCCUGGAGCGACGCUGCUCGGCCAUCACGCUGGGUUUGUCCUCGCUGUCGCGAUCUCCGUCGCGCCAACAGAGCCGUGACGAUCCCCGAAGUAACGGCGGACCGUACUGUGGCGGCGGAACGGCUUCUGCGGCGGCCUCGGCUGCGGGGGCGACCUGCGCCGACUGGGACGCGUUCUACCCGGGCAUCAACAUCAUCGAGGCAACGCCGAAGAGUUCACCGUGUCCAAGCGAGAGAGUGGCGCACCGUGGGACGACGACUGCGACGACGACGACGGGUAGUUUGUGUGCGAGGGAGUUGUUUAGUGGGAUUGGGGGAAGUGGGAGUAGUAGAAGGCACCAGUAUCAGCUGUACGACGAGAGUUCGAUCGACUGCAUAUCGGAGUAUCCGGUGGAGACGGAUGUCGAGUUGGGACAGGUGAGGUCGCUGAGGCAUAAGAACUAUCACAGCAGUAGCAGCAGGGUGGACGAGGUUAGUAUAGCGAACCAUCGGAAUCCGGUGGCGGUGGGGAUUGUGGGGGUGGCCAGCGGUUCCGGAGUUCGGCGUGCCCCGUUGGCGUCGCUAAGUUCCUUCAAGAUGUCGUCGGCAGAUGGUCCCGACAGUGACCAGCGGAGUUGCGGGUCGGACUCGGUGUUUGACGAGAGCUGUGCGGACACCGACGAAGAUCUGCAGCAGUUCAGCACGGACAGCGACGAGCUGAGUAUUCCAGAUGACGAGGAGGAGGAGGUUCAGCAGGUUCAGCGUUCCAGGCCGGCGGUGGCCGGUCCUAGCAAUCAGCAGCAGCAGCAGACAGGUGCUAGCAGUAGCAGUGGUGGUGGUGGUGGAGUUCGUGCCAGUGAUAGUAUUUAUGUCGAUAUCGAAAAACCAAAUGAUACUAGUUGUUUAAGUAGUCUUUCAAAUAGAUCGAAGCUGAAACCGGACAACAGCCGGGGCAACAACCUAGUGACUAGAAUCGAAACCAAAGCAAUCAUCGAAAGACAGCAACAAAAUGACAGCAGCAGCAACAGCCGGGACCGGUCACCGUCCCCGCGGUCCACCGCGACGACGGUGGUCAAUCCCCCUAGCAGUGUCAGCUCUAGCGCCGCCACCACCAUCGCCGUUAGUCAUAACAGUAAGGACAACAAUAACACUAGCACUAGCAGUAAAAACAGCAAACAUCACCACACUAGCAGUAAGAGCAAAAACGACGAUAAUAGCAAUCAAAAGCAGGUCGAACGCGACCCGGACACUAAUAAUAAAUGCGUUGAAGUUAAUGUUAUAAUUAAAAACCAUAGCCAGCAUCACCACCACAUCAAAAGCCCCUCUGUGAUUCUCGAGCUCCCGAUACUGACGAUCGACGAGGACAGCUCGCAGUCGCCGCUGUCGCCGGUGGAUCCGUGCGUGCCCGGUCCCUCGCGGAAGUGGUCCAAGGAGACGCUGUUCUAGUUGCGACUGUUUGUUACUGUUACACACUGUUGUUGACGACCCCCGCCCCUCUAGAGAA
This is a messenger RNA of Culex pipiens pallens (northern house mosquito), 3070 nucleotides long. RefSeq names its product serine-rich adhesin for platelets-like. The coding region runs from base 202 to 3012 and encodes 936 amino acids. The transcript is spliced from 5 exons. The record is from RefSeq and is a predicted model, not a curated record. NCBI's taxonomy places the organism in Eukaryota, Metazoa, Arthropoda, Insecta, Diptera, Culicidae.